AAUCAUUUCAUUUUAAAUAAAAAAAAGAAAAAAAUGGGUGUUUCAAAAUUUAUUGUAUAUAACCUGGUAGUCUUACUAUUACUCGUCCAACAGUCAGUUUCAGGUUAUGACCAGUUGUGGAACUGCAGCACAGACAUUGAUUUUGCUUUGAAAGAAAGGAACUGGCAUACUCUCUACCAGCGGCGCUCCAAUGAGAUAACCAUGGAACCCUCGGACAUGUCGCAAGUCCAGGUUCAAGGUGAUGAGCCUGUUCCCAAGACACACAGUGACAACUCCAGCCAAAACUCGAGCAGCUUUGAAGAGGACAAUGGUGAAUUCCACUUUCUAGUAACCGGCGGCUAUCGUCCCGAAAAGAAUGACUUGGUUAAAUUUGCAGUUUCGCUACGUCUUAGCCAAAGUAAUAAAUUCUUUGGCGACAAUCAUUUUUGUGGCGGCAGUUUAAUAUCUAAGACAGCUGUUCUAACAGCAGCCCAUUGUCUGUUUUCAGGGCGCAACAGGCUUCGACCUAAUAAGGUAAAGGUAGUUGCCGGUACACCGCGUCGCUUGAUAAAGACAAGUAGCACCCAAGAAUUUAACGUAGAAAAAGUCAAGCCGCAUCCACAGUACUCCGCUAGUCGCCUUACCAAUGAUAUUGGGGUUUUACGUCUCAAGAGUGAGGUGAUACCAGACGGAAAUUUUGUCGCUAUUAUACCCUUAGCUGACAAUGAUCCCCCGGCCGGAUUGGAGUGCACAGUCGUUGGAUGGGGUACUGUUAUUCAGUACGGCCCAAUUCCCGACGAGGCAGUCAACGGCGAUUUGACUAUCAACUCGAGAGAGUUUUGCUCUAAGCUGCAGCAUUUUGGAAAAGGCAUGUUAUGUGCCUCGAACGCAAAGGAUUUCGAAGUAGACGCCUGUCAGGGCGAUUCAGGUGGACCGCUUAUUUGCGCUGGAAAAGUAGUGGGCGUCGUCUCUUUUGGCUACGGCUGUGCGAUGCCAGAUUCCGCCGGCGUUUACACCGAUGUGCACCACUUUCGCAGUUGGAUAGAGCGUAAUGUGGCAACGUGCCCAUUGGGAACCUGGUUUCGGCUUCCACUGAUCACGCUGACAAUGCAAGCUAUGCGAGUUCACAGACUUUAGAAUGUGUGCUUGGAGUCAAUCAGUUUUAUGGAUCUCUUCAGAUCCGAUUUUGAGUUGUACUUUAUGCACUUCAACAGGUAGGUGGCCUGCGGCUUGCGGCAGGCAUCCUGCAUAUGACAAGCCAAAAUUGAGUAAAACCAUGGCACUGAAGUCUUCUGGAAAUCCAAAACCAGCGACAAAAUGCGGUGACCACCAUGUUCACUUGCACGCAAGUGCAUAGACACACACAAAUCCACACACACGCACACAUUCGCAUUUUCAGACCCACAUACACUCUGGCACACACACUUCCACACACGCUCUCAUGAGCGCGAACUCAUUUUAGACAACAGUUUAUGGUUUAUUGGGUUGCUGGAAUUACUGUAUCUGACAGCAAUUAUCACAUCACAAACGCAGCGAAUGUCAGAACGCCGCAGCCAUAUUACAAAAUUAAGUAUAACUAAUGUAUUUGCUGAGGAUGUAGGGGAAAAAUGACUACAGCAAAUGUUCAGCAGUCAUUUAAAUUCAAUAUUUUUCUUAGAUCCAAAUUUCAUUUGUAUCUAAUACAUUUACAUAAAUACCUUCCAA
Molecule: messenger RNA, 1683 nt
Organism: Drosophila virilis
Lineage: Eukaryota; Metazoa; Arthropoda; Insecta; Diptera; Drosophilidae
Product: trypsin-3
Biological process (GO): proteolysis
Molecular function (GO): serine-type endopeptidase activity
Source: RefSeq, a predicted model, not a curated record